This is a messenger RNA of Ipomoea triloba (trilobed morning glory), 2436 nucleotides long. RefSeq lists its product as uncharacterized. The record is from RefSeq and is a predicted model, not a curated record. Gene Ontology annotation, molecular function: zinc ion binding; nucleic acid binding; catalytic activity. The transcript is spliced from 5 exons. Bases 1 to 2436 code for a protein of 811 amino acids. Lineage: Eukaryota; Viridiplantae; Streptophyta; Magnoliopsida; Solanales; Convolvulaceae.
AUGGAACAAGUGACGGAAACGCUCUCUGAAGAAAAUUCACCAGCGGCGACCACUCGAUCACCAGAGGAAGACGACUUACUGCAACGGAGCACAAAGAAAACGAAGAGAGGACGAGCAUCAACAGGGAACACUUCGUUAGGUCUAGCCAAAGGGAUUGUUCAAGAAACCCCUAUGAGAAUCGGCUUCAAAUCGCCGGAGUCCACACAGUGGCAAACCCCCGUCGAAACUCUAAGUAAUGCAUGGAGAAGAAGAGACAACGCCGACCCUUUGGAGAAAGAAGUGGUAUCGGAUGAAGAAUCAAUGGUAGAUGUCGACUCGGAUCCCAAUUGCCCCGUCAUAACAGUGACUAGAGAGGAGAAGGAGCUACUGAGACGCCCAUGGAGAAGAACACUGAUAGUCAAAGUCCUCGGACGCAAGGUUGGGUACUCUUUCCUCCGUCAGAGUCUUCAAAGCUUGUGGAAACCAGACGCCAAUUUCGGCCUUAUCACAAUAGAUCAGGACUAUUUCUUGACAAGGUUCGAUUCACUCCGCGACUAUGAGUUCGCAAAAUUCGAAUGCCCUUGGGUUAUCUUGGGGCAUUAUCUGACAGUUCAAGAAUGGCAACCGAACUUCUACCCCCAGAAAAACAAGUUGAACAAACUUCUAGUUUGGGUAAGAUUUCUAGCACUGGCAAUCGAAUACUUCGAAGACGAAUUCUUAAUGAAGAUUGGCAAGAAUAUAGGUUACCCAGUGAAGGCCGAUACCACCACUAGUCUGGUUUCGAUUGGGAAAUUCGCUAGAGUUUGUGUAGAAUUGGACGUAACCAGACCCUUGCUGUCCAAAUUCACGUUGGGAGGCGAAGUGGUACCUUUUGAAUAUGAAGGAAUCAGGUUGGUCUGUUUCAAAUGCGGUAUAUACGGUCACAAACAGGGCCAAUGCAACGCGGAGGGUCAAAAUGAAGGAGAUAAGGCGGCAGACGAUGGAACGAGUCAAGCUCAGAACUCCACCCCUCGCAAGAAUGGGGAAGGACAAAUAGUGUAUCAACCCACGAAACCAGUCAGGGAUCUGAAGCAGAAUUUUGAAGGCCUAGAGGAAAAUGAAGCUGAGAAUCCCGUGGAGAAGCUGACCACGGUAGUUGUCCAAAAUGCACCAUCGCGCCUUCCUGCCAUCCGGACGAAUCAGAAUUCUCACACGCCUAGGAGGCAGAGUUCUAUUCCCCAGCAGACUACUGCGAGACAGCCCAUCCCACAAGCCCGAGGUUCGGGUAGAGGCAGAGGCGGAAGGGGAGGGGCGCCAAGAAGAGCUGCGGCUAAAUCCGAGCACAUUGUGAAUGGUCCAGUGAUCCCAAUCGAUGAAAUGGUUGAUGAUGGGGGUCAAACUGACCCCGGGGAUGCGGGUGCUGUAUCAAAAGAAUUCAAGCGCACCCUCAAACAUUACUGCUUUGUUUAUAAACCGGAUAUUGUUUGUUUGGUCGAGCCAAAGGUCUCGGGCACACAAGCUAACUCCAUUUGUAAUAGCCUAGGUUUUGAAGACUGGGUCCGUGUAGAAGCCGUGGGUUUCUCCGGGGGCAUCUGGGUACUCUGGAAAUCCUCGGUUAGUUUGGUAAUCCUAGAUACUCACCCGCAAUUUAUUAAUUUGCAAGUAAAGGAAGGACUAUUACCACCAUGGGAACUCUCAAUGGUAUAUGGGAGUCCUAAUCUUUCUCUAAGGAAAAAACUUUUCACUGAUUUAUCUACUGCUAACUUGAAUUCACAACCAUGCUGGUUAGUUUGUGGGGACUUCAAUUCGGUAAUAUGUAGGGAAGAAGUCAGUAACCCAGACUGCUACAAUGUUUCAAGGAGUGCAGACUUUGUAGAUUGGAUUUUCCGAGAAGGUCUGGUGGAUCUAGGCUAUGAGGGGUCGAAGUUUACUUGGAUGCAAGGGACGAACACAUCACAGUUCAAGGCUGCAAGGCUCGAUCGAGCCCUAAGCAAUGUGGAAUGGAGUUUCAGAUUUCCGAACGCCAGAGUCGAGCACCUUCCUAUUAUCAACUCAGAUCAUCCUCCACUACUAAUUUCAAAUAGUCCCCGAACACGAUUUGAUGGGGGUAAAAAAUUCAGAUUUAACUAUAUUUGGACCACUCAUAAGGAUUUUAACAAGUGUGUCCAGCAAGCAUGGAACUCAGAGAAGGAGCUAGAUGAAAAUAUAGCAGCAACGCCAGCAUCACUCUCAUCCUGGAAUAUACAUGUGUUUGGAAAUGUUUUCUAUAGGAAGAAACGAAUUCUGGCAAGAAUUAAACAGAACGGUAAGCUCGCGAACUGCAAUAUACGGAAGAUUCCAGCAUUAAAUGAGAAUGAAUGGCAGAGGGUGAAUCAGCCCUUUCGACCGGAGGAAGUUAAGGAAGCACUUUUUGAUAUGGACCUUUACAAAGCGCCCGGCCCGGACGGUUUUACGACAGGGUUCUACCAGAAGGCCUAG